This is a messenger RNA of Entrophospora sp. SA101, 1164 nucleotides long. The record is from the annotation of a GenBank genome assembly. Lineage: Eukaryota; Fungi; Glomeromycota; Glomeromycetes; Entrophosporales; Entrophosporaceae.
AUGGCUUUUGAAAAUAAAAAAGUUACAGUUGCUGAUGAAUUAGACGUUUUAGAUGAUGAUCUGCUUGACGAGGUUCUUGAUGAUUUUUCCUCACAACCUCCCACAAAAUCUUCAUCGCCUACCUUUUCCACAAUAAAUAAUAGUAUUCCAAGCAAUUUAUUGCCAAAACUAACAGAACUUACUUCAGACAUGGAUGAAGAAUAUGCAAAAAUUUUAGCAGCAGAAAUGGAAAAAUUGGUAGAUGAGGUGACAAAUAAAGAAUUAAAUGAAGAACUCAAAAGCACAUUACAAGGUUUUAUGAAAUCUGUUGGUGGAAUUAACAACUUAAAUGAUAUAGUAGAUUUUGAUGGUAAAAAUAGUAUUAUUGGUGAUGUUAGUGGUAACAAAAUACGAAAGUCACCAAAUGAAUCCAAAGGUGAUUCAUUUCAAGAUAAAAUUAAUCAAACUAUGAACAAAUUACAAAAUAGUUCUGAACAAGUUGAUGCUAGUAUUACAGAAGAAUCAACAGAUAUACUUAUGGAAGAAAUGUUAAAACAUUUGGAGAAUAUGGGUCUUACAGAAGAUAAUAUUGAUGGAAUGUGUGGAGGAAUGGAUAAAAUAAUGGAAUCAAUGAUGGGAACCUUGGCAUCUAAAGAAUAUUUAUAUGAACCAAUGAAAGAAUUCCACAAGAAGUAUUCAAAAUGGCUUAAUGAAAAAUAUGGCAAAGUAUCUCAGAUUGAUUAUGAAAAUUUCAAAAAACAAUCAGAUUGUAUUAAAAAAAUUAUUGAAGAAUAUGAAUCACCAGAUUUUGACAGUAAUAAUGAACAACAAAACAAAGUUAUAGUAAACUUGAUGCAAGAAUUACAAGAACUUGGGCAACCACCACCAGAAAUUAUUCAAGACUUUGCACCAGAUUUAUCGUUUGAUGAAAAUGGAUUACCUAAUCUAUCUAAUGCAGAUUUACCUUCCAAUUGUAAACCCAUAAAACCAACAAAAUUUAAAAGAGGACAAUCAACCAGGAUGUUUGAAGAAUUGGAAGAUGAAAGAGCUUCUGCUUAUGAAGACUUUAUGAAUAAAUACGCUCAAUCAUGGGUGAUUUUUACUGAUAAACAUAGGGAAAUGGAGAAAAUGGAGAGUGAGAUAAUGGAUUUAAAGCAGGAAAUUGAAAAGGCAUUAGCUGAAUAA